This is a messenger RNA of Drosophila subobscura, 626 nucleotides long. RefSeq names its product baculoviral IAP repeat-containing protein 5 (gene Det). Bases 77 to 538 code for a protein of 153 amino acids. Lineage: Eukaryota; Metazoa; Arthropoda; Insecta; Diptera; Drosophilidae. The transcript has 3 exons. The record is from RefSeq and is a predicted model, not a curated record.
ACAACAACGACGCGCGUCGCUUGUAAAAAAAAAGUAUUUGUGUUGUUUGUGUCAUAAAAGUGAAAGAAGAGGGCAAAUGGAUGCUACAUCGGUAACUGAUGCUACGGAGGCAAUGGAUGCGGGCAAGCUGGAGAUGUUCCGUCAGCUAAAUUUGUUGGAGCAACAUCGUGUGGAGAGUUUUAAAGACUGGCCCUUCCCCGAGCAGUCAUCCUGCAGUAUAUCCAAGAUGGCCGAGGCGGGCUUCUAUUGGACGGGCACAAAGCGGGAGAAUGACACGGCUACAUGCUUCGUGUGCAGCAAAACCCUGGAUGGCUGGGAGUCCGAGGACGAUCCCUGGAAGGAGCAUCUGAAGCACGCGCCUCAAUGCGAGUUUGUCAAGCUGGGAUGUGCGGAAAAGGAUUUGACGGUCACACAAUUUCUAGAUAUACUGGGCACUGUGGUCAAGAGCAGCAUAGAGAAGAGUUGUAAAGCGUUCAAGAAGAGCUUUAUAAGGGAUAACGAGAACAGGCUGGAUGAGUUUACGCAUAAAAAUAAAUAAUAUUUGGAUUAACUGCGCGUAUAUUUAAUUUUAAAUUUUGUAUGUAGAAAUCACUUAAUAAAUCAGGUUGGCAGCCCUGAAGCACAAA